AAUUGGUGCACUGUGCCGCUUCUCACAAAUCGAAUGGCUUCGCUUUCGGCAAGCUUCGUAUCUCCGAUUCAAGUCGUAUCUCGCUCGAGAACUCGGAAUGAACCAAAACGUGCGAAAAAUCUUCCACAGAAAAAGCAUAACAAUAAGCUCAAAUUACGAAGCAAUUCUUUCAAAGCCCUUCCGCAGCCACUGCCUGGCGGUCAAGCCACCACUUACACGCGCCUCCCGCCAAAAGACGACUUUUCUGUUGAAAUUUCAGAAGAAAUCAAGCUCUCAGAUUUUGAUGUAGCCAAGCUCAAUAUUGAGAAUGAUUCUGAAACUGAAAUUGAAAAUCUCCUAAGCGAAGAUGAAGAAGACGAAGAAGAAGAAGAGGAGGAGUUGAAUAAUAGCUUCGGGAUGAAUUACAGAAGACUCGAUAUAUUCGAAGGAACCGGGCAAUACGAUAGUGACGAUGAAGAAUACGACAGCAAAUACGAAGACAGUGGCAAAGUGGUAUAUGUUGAUGAUGAGAAUGGAUAUUACGAAGGCGAAUUGGAUGUGAAAGAGAAGGGAGUUCCUGCCGUUAUGCGAUGCUUUGACCGAGCGAAGAUUUAUGUAAAGGCAGGGGAUGGUGGAAACGGUGUCGUUGCAUUUCGUCGCGAGAAGUAUGUGCCUAUGGGUGGGCCUUCGGGUGGCGACGGAGGGAGAGGCGGGAACGUAUACUUUGAGGUUGAUGAUUCGGUGAAUUCUUUAUUACCGUUUCGUAACAGCGUGCAUUUUCGGGCCGGUAGAGGGUGCCAUGGGCAAGGGCGGAUGCAGUUCGGAGCAAAGGGUCAGGACGUGGUGAUUAAAGUGGCCCCUGGGACGGUUAUUAGAGAGGCUGGAAAGUCAGAGGUGUUAUUGGAGUUAUUGCAACCUGGACAAAAGGCUUUGUUGUUGCCUGGUGGUAGAGGUGGCAGAGGAAAUGCUUCGUUUAAGUCUGGGAUGAAUAAGGAGCCCAGAAUUGCAGAGAACGGGGAAGAAGGUCCCGAAAUGUGGUUGGAGUUGGAACUGAAGCUGGUGGCAGAUGUCGGAAUAGUAGGUGCGCCAAAUGCUGGGAAAAGCACACUCUUGAGUGUAAUAAGUGCUGCUCAGCCAACAAUAGCAAAUUACCCUUUUACCACUUUGCUUCCCAAUCUUGGUGUUGUUUCUUUUGAUUAUGAUUCUACCGUGGUAGUGGCAGAUCUGCCUGGUUUACUAGAAGGAGCCCACCGGGGUUUUGGUCUAGGUCACGAGUUUUUACGGCACACUGAGAGGUGUUCUGCCCUGGUUCAUGUUAUUGAUGGCUCAGGAGAACAACCAGAAUUUGAGUUUGAUGCAGUUCGUCUUGAGCUAGAAUUGUUUAGUCCUGAACUUGCUGAAAAACCUUACGUGGUUGCCUAUAACAAAAUGGACAUUCCGGAAGCAUAUGAAAAAUGGUCUUUGUUUAAGGAAAGGUUACAUGCUCGUGGGAUUGAACCUUUCUGCAUGAGUGCAGUGAAAAGGGAGGGCACCCAUGAAGUAAUUUGUGCAGCUUAUGAACUUUUAAGGAACAGUAAACAAGCCAAUAAAGACUUUGAAGGUCCAGUAAACUUGAACCAUGUAGCUGAUAUGGUACAUAAGCAGAGAAGAGCUGCUAUCAAUGAAUUUGAGAUCUCUCAUGAUAGUAGUUCCAAUACUUGGCAUGUAGUUGGAUCUGGCUUGCAACGUUUUGUUCAGAUGACAAAUUGGCGAUAUAUAGAUUCUGAGAAGAGAUUCCAACAUGUUUUGGAGGCUUGUGGCGUGUACAAAUCCCUUAUGAAGCUUGGUGUAAAAGAGGGAGACACAGUGAUUGUUGGAGAGAUGGAGAUGGUGUGGCAUGACUAUAAUGAGAAUUCCGAUCCUUCAAAGGUGAAGAAGGGAUCAGAACCUUCAAUCAGAUGGCCCCAGUGGAAGUGACAUAUCCGUGUUGUCAAUACUUGUUCAACACCAGUCAUGGCAGAAAGAAAUUUGCAUACAGAGAUCUGAUCUACAGCUGCUGAAGCAUCCAGGAUACAAUGAGUGGUUUUGGGAGGGAUUAUAUAGAGGUUGGUUUAGAAGAGAGACAGCAGAGACAGAUAUAACAUUAGACGUUUAUGUAAUAUGCAGCCAUGUGCCUGUCAAACCUUCACUCAAGGCUGCUCUAUGUAUUCAACAAAUCAUCCUCGAGUUUUUUAUGGUAAAAUCUGAUUCCUUCA
Messenger RNA from Mangifera indica (mango), 2213 nucleotides. RefSeq names its product GTP-binding protein OBGC, chloroplastic. Gene Ontology annotation, molecular function: GTP binding; GTPase activity; magnesium ion binding. The transcript is spliced from 7 exons. Bases 34 to 1935 code for a protein of 633 amino acids. NCBI's taxonomy places the organism in Eukaryota, Viridiplantae, Streptophyta, Magnoliopsida, Sapindales, Anacardiaceae. Gene Ontology annotation, cellular component: mitochondrion. The record is from RefSeq and is a predicted model, not a curated record.